This is a messenger RNA of Microplitis mediator, 959 nucleotides long. RefSeq lists its product as uncharacterized. The record is from RefSeq and is a predicted model, not a curated record. Lineage: Eukaryota; Metazoa; Arthropoda; Insecta; Hymenoptera; Braconidae. The coding region runs from base 385 to 879 and encodes 164 amino acids. The transcript is spliced from 5 exons.
ACGCUCUUUUCAGCCCCUCGCGCAGUUUCACGUUGUACGUAGUCUUCAUCGGUUGAUGCACGUGUCACGCGGUUCACUCCGUAUUAUCGUUGACAUUUGACGGGUUUAUUUAUGUUUAUUUAAAUGUGAAUUAUUUUUAAAAUACUGACUCAGAAUUUUAACAAUAAUCGUGCCAAUAAAAUAAAUUUACAUUGUGAAAAUACAAUAACAAUAAUUAUGUGAACGGAGUCACCGCACAAACAGAUAAAAUACCCGAGAAUUUUUAAGAGCGAGCGGUUUUGUAUAAAUGAAUGACAAACAAUAAACAAUACUGCGAUAAAAAGCUAAUGUAAUAGCAACGAUAGCAGAGUCAAGGAUGAAGAAUAAAGUUGAAUUUCAGCUAGCAUGACUAAAAAUAUUGCGAAAGCCAUUUGUGUCUUUCUGCUGAUCUUGGACAUUCUGCAGGCAGUUACACUUGUCAAUCAUUAUCCUGACGAUGAUUAUGUCGUUGAACACGAGGUCUCUUAUCACGAAGCCAUUGCAAAUGCCAGAAAUCUCACCAUUUCUACAGGUCCCAUUCCUGGAUGUAAAGCAUGCACGAACGAAGAGAUGACCUACUGCAAAGACGGAAGUGUUAUUAGUGAUCAUUGUUGUUGUGACAGUAGUUACAAUAAAGUUAUUCCGUAUGUGGAACAUACUUGCCGAAUAGGAAGACAAGCGUGUAAACCUGUAGCCGAAAACUGCGCAGAUUACGAGAGGCUGAGGGACUGCUGUUGUCUUUCUUACUUGGGUUCUGUGUGGAAGUAUAGAGCCGGUGGAAGUGUCAACGUAAAACCAGGUCUAUUAAUAACUGCGGGAGCUUUAUUGAUACUUCAUGUAUGCCAUAAGAUGUACAAUUAAAUAUUAAAUUAUGUACUUUAAGCCUUAACGUAUUUUGUAAAGCAUGCCUUUGAUGUAAUAAAUUAUUUUUUCAGUACAAA